Doryrhamphus excisus (bluestripe pipefish) is the source of this 6547-nucleotide messenger RNA. RefSeq names its product coiled-coil domain containing 36 (gene ccdc36). Gene Ontology annotation, biological process: meiotic DNA double-strand break formation; homologous chromosome pairing at meiosis; DNA recombination. Lineage: Eukaryota; Metazoa; Chordata; Actinopteri; Syngnathiformes; Syngnathidae. The record is from RefSeq and is a predicted model, not a curated record. Gene Ontology annotation, cellular component: condensed nuclear chromosome.
CACACCUCGUUGUGACAGUUCCGUGGGCGGGAGAUACGAAUGUCCAUAUUUAGCCAACUCGCCACAAGAUGCUAACUGUGAAUCAUAUUGUACCGUUUUACCGUAAAGUCUGGAAGUCAUAAAGUGUGCCAUGUCUAUCAAGUGCGAAACAUGUUAAACUACCUCUAAUCCAAAGGAAAGAAGGAAGCAAUGAAUCACACGGUGAACAUCAAAGAAAUGCUGAGUAUGCCAGCGGCAGGUAGCAGAAGUGGAGCUGCCAACGGAGCGACCAACUUCACAGAUUCUCAGUUUUUCUUCGGCUCUCAAUUUUGGCGAGAAAAUUCUCAGGGCCUGUCUCAGGAAAUGAGUUUGUCCUCCAGGAACUCCCAACAAAGUUCAACGGAGGGAAGUGACCCAAAGUUUUUGACCAGUUACCGCUCUAAACCGCUUCUAUUUGGAGACCCAAAGGACAAACACAAAGCGUUUGGACUUCUUGAUACCUUUGAGGAGGAGAAGAAAAAGGCAAAAGAAAAAAAUGACAGUCAGAUGCUUGCAAAAGAAUGUCUGCACAUUCGAGAAACUCUGAACAAAAUCCAGCAACUAAUGGUGGGCUCAGACGAAAACACCUCUGAAUGCCAAACGAUCCUCCAAAAGUUAAGCAAUUUGUCCUCAACAUUGCAAAACAUGAGCAGCAUCCAGAGCGACAUUUUGCAGCAGUUUGAAGCUUUAUUGAACAUGGUGAACUCACAGAAAGAGAUGAUGAUAGAGUUGGGAGAGCGGGUGCAGAAGAAUGAAGCCGUCAGCACAGAACUUGGCUCAAAUAUGCAAAGUGAUGUGGAGCAUCUGAGAAAGGAGCAUGAAAAAACCCGUUUGAAUCAUGAAAGCAUGCUUGAGGAGGCCCUGCGGCUGCUUAAUACUUUGGUCUCUGAGCAUUCAGCCAAGCUCUGUCCUGGAAAGGUCACUGACACGGCCAUGCAGACGUCACCAGGACAGGACGAAGGGAUUGAAGUGGCGCAGGAUUCCCAUAUAUCGCACAAGCAACGUCCUGCCGCGGUUGUGAGAAUAGGUAAAUCCACAUCUAGAGUUUCCAGAAAGCGCAAAAAAGAGAGAGCUCCGGUGCCUCCUCAGAGAUCCAAUCUCACCGUCUAUGAUGAAAACAGUCAACCUCUCAUCAAUGGCAUCAAACAACAAAACCGAUCAAGGCCUCUCUGCAGCGCCUCUGACGUGAACCAGGUAAGCAGUCGCAGUUCAUUUCAACCAAACACAAAAGGCAGAUCAACUGAAGCUGCAGGAUGUUUCAUCACACCUCUCAGUUUUUGGUCUCAGGAGAGCAACAACUCUGACAUCCUCAAAUGUGUCAGUCCUAAUUUAGAGAAGGCGAGUACUGAGUCCAAUGCAGGGGCCGCCAUGCCUCCUGAUGCUCUAUGGCGUUUGUUUGACAUGGAUUAGGAUUGAGAUAAAUGUUUUUUUUUGUUGUUUUUACCUCACUGCACUGAUGUUAGUGGCUUUGAGAUGAACCUCGGUGGAUGACGCAGCAAUGCAUGCAAGACAGAGUUCUUGUUCAACUGUUCAUGGUUGAAUUUAACUUAUUGUCUUAAACCUGUUCUGUUUGUAUGCUCUUGGCUUAGAGGUCGAAAAUAAAUAAUAAUUAUUUACAUUUUACCGCAUGAUCUGCCGCACCGUGGCUUGGAGGUAUUUUGGAUCUGGGUUUGAAUCGCCGUUCGACAUUUCUGUGUUGAGUUUGCAUGUUCACCCCCUGCGUGGUACUACGGUACUCUGGUUUGCUCCCACAUCCCAUACUACAUAACCUAAGACUGAUAUGCCUCUGUACAGGCACGCCCCAAACAAGAAUGGUUUCACUCUUUUGUAGUGCAAAACGACAGUCAUUAAGAUACCUCUGCCAGGUAACGACAGUCGUUUGGGUGGAAUCAUCAUUGUCCAUAUUCCAUCCCGUUAUUACAAUGAUCAUGGACACACCUGAAACCAAAGGUGGGUGUGUUGUGUUGCUCAAACUUGCUCUGAUGAGAGAUGAAGCGUCUUCAAAGACAACUUGAACACUACAAUUGGAAUGCAUUGUACCUUUAGUCGGUAAAUGCUUGGGGUCCUAUCUAGCCUUUGAUGAAACCCCAGUGAACUUUUUGUGCAACAAAAAGUAAGGGUUGUGCAAUGUUCAUUUUUUAGUUAUUAAACUUAUUACAAAGGCUUCGCUGAAGCCCGCCUGGAUGAGAGGUGCAAGGUCCGCUAAGGCAACCCCAACGGUCCAGUUACAAUCGAUUCAAUGCCCUGACAAUACACUGACCUGGCUGAAUGAGAAUAUUCAAAGACAUUCCAAAAGGGUUUCACAGCUCCUAAAAGGUGAUGACUGUGAGGCACAUAACCGGAUGUCAUCAUUGUUUGGAUCAGUCCAAAGAAAAAGCAGGUGUUACCUCCCUGCAGCAUCAUAGUGAAUAAAAAACAAGAGUAGAGAGUAUUUCUGCAAGCCUUUGCACGUCUGACCUAUAAACUUGUGAACUUUACUGCUCUUCAGUGAUCCGUAAACCUCAAAAAGAUUCCAAUGUGUCGCUGACAUAUGGAAUAUCACACAGGAUAGACUUCAUAGAAGGAGCUGCACUCAGGGUUAUUCCAAUCUAGUUAAUUUCUUCCUCUGUAAAAAUGUAUAUUUGGUGCUUUUAUAAGCCUUUUCUACGUUUAGGCCUGUCUGGGUGAGAUAUAUUCAUACAGUGUAUAUAUAGGAAACAAGUACAGUAUAAGGCGGAUGUGAAAGUAUACAUAAAUAAAGGAGCUUGUAGGAAAGACACACAGAGAGGAUGAUGGAGAACGCUGGUGUGUAGGUGAGACAUUCUACUUCACUUUGACAAAGUCACAGAGUUUGUUCAAGUCCAUGUGGGGGACACAUGUCACAAAAACCUUGAUAAGAUGUUAAUGCUGUAACUACCUUUAAACGGUUCUAUUCAUAAUGCCCUUUAAUUAAAACCUGUGGGGGACUGAGAUGCCAUAUAGUUUAUAUGAUACUAUACAUAAUCAUAUAAUGUGUACCUUUGACCUUUCUGAUUGAUUUGAUUCUCUAGAUAUGAACUAAAUCACUUGCUUUCAUGGGUAGUUGUAUGAAACCUGGCCAGGAUUUUAUUGAGAUGACUGAAUAUAAAAUGUAUUUUGAAGAGAUUUGGAUAUGCAUAUAGGCUAUCAUAAGGAUAAGCGUUAGAAAAUGAAUGAAUAAAUAUCUACCGAGCACUGGUUAACACUGGGGAACUAAAUUUUCAUUCAGGCUCAAAGCGGCUGUCAAAUGACCUGAGACUGCUCAAAAACAAUCCAAACAGGUUCUUUUUUAUGAUAAAAAAUAUCGGGGGGAAAUAAUAUAUGAAAUAAUUUGCUGAUGUGUUGAAAGUGAAAUAUUUAUACGCUACUUCUAAUUGUACUUUCAUGACAGUGACCAAAGGUAAAAGGUGUAACUGGAUUCUACACCCAACCUUGAUGCUAAAAUGGCUUUUUUUAUGACUGCAUAUAACCCUUAUAGCCAUUGUAGACUGUACAACACAAUGCUGUGCGAGGGAUCAAAGGUCAAAAGUAUUUAAAGUUGUUUUCCAGCCUUUAAUAAGAUUAGGGGCUUUUAAAUCCUGCCAUUGCUUCUAAUUCUCCAUGCUGAAAAAUGUACUGCUCGUGCGCUUCUCACUGUCAGCUGGUGCAGUAGGUCAGUCGAAUAGCACAAUAAGAAACACAAUAUCGUUCCUUUCAUAGCGCUCUGACAGUGUCAAUAUUACCUUUGUCGCGACACAGUGCUCUGCAAGUGUACCUAAUGUUCCUGAGUGUAUACUGAUCCACCAAUCAUAAAUCGGCACGACAAGGCAACUCUUGACUUUAUUUACACUCAGUAAUGCAUUGCCCAGCAUACAUGCUCAACAUAUACGGUUGUAACAAAUGACAUAAAUAUCAGAGAAAAUAAAUAUUAAAUAAACAUUUAGGGCUGUAUUAAGACAUUUUGUAAACACAUAAAAUGAUCUGACUACAAAAGUGUGUGAUUCUUUACCCUGAGAGAAGAUAAUAAAAAAAAAGCAUAAAAACAAGCUCUUAAUGACAGAGAGCAUUAUUCAGUACAACACAAGCGCUCUUGUGUGACGGUGGUUAUAAAGUACGUAAGUGUUUUCAGUCUUAUUCCUGUCUUCAGUCAGGAGGAGAGCGAAGGUCCACUUUUCAGUCCCCAUGAGGCUAACUGUCAUGGCGUGGUGGCUUUAGUGCAUGUAGAUGCAGGAGGAACGCUCAGCAGAUCAUACUGCAAACACGCUCAGGGGGCUGCUCUCGUCUUUCAGGCCCAGGAUGCUGUAAGCGAUCCUUUUCAUGUGACCCGGCAAGCGAACGCCAAUAUUCCUGAUGUCUCUGCAGGGGCAGAGGGGAAAACGCCAUGUUAGCUAUGUGAAUGAUGAAUGACAAUGCAGGAAAUGUCAAGAAUGGCACGUUAUUAAUAAUGUGGAAGACAAAUGCACACCUGCUAAUCUUUAGGAAACUUUAUGAAACUGAAAGUGAUGAAACGUCUGUGAAUAUGCAGCAUGUGUGUCAAAGCAUGCACUUACUCGUGCCUCAAGGCGAGCACCUGCUCCAUGCUGGUGACGCCCGCGCGCGCAAAGCUUUCGUUGUACUGGCUCAUCUUGAUGGAGUCCAGCCACUCGGGAACAGAUCUGAACAUGGUGCCGUCACAGCCGCUGGUGCUGGGCAACCGUAUGGACACGCUGCAGAAGGACAGAGGUGGACAAUGGUUACCAUUUUCUAGCCAUUCAAAAUCAAUCUAAUUGUAAUGGCGUCCCACAUAAUAUCCAGUACAAAAGCUGUCUUUAUAAAUAUUUUAUUGUAUACGUUUUACACAUUAUUUAUUUGACAGAUGUUUUGUCUGCCUCAGCGUUCUGCACAGAACUUUAGUACUCUAUGGUUGUCUUAAGGUGCGUUAUCAAUAGAGUUAGACUGGAUUCAAAAAACAGUUUAAAGGGUUAAAAGGACUGAUGUCACUGAACAUACCGUGGGUCAAAGUCAGCGAUGGUGGUCAAAGACUCCGGACUCUGCAGCAGUUUGUCCAGAAUGUUGACAAUAUCAGAGAAGCGGGGUCUUGAGGAACGGUCGUGCUGCCAACACUGCAGCAUGAGCUGGUAGAUGGCAGAGGGGCAGUCCAUGGGUGCGGGCAGCCUGAAGGCCUCGUUGAUGGCUUUCAUGACCUGCAAAUGAAGAAACCAGAGCUUAGGAUGAUCUACCGACUGUCACGCUGGCGGUCUUGACAUGUCGUCAUAUCAUCUCCGGCUUUAAACUUAACAAUCCGUGACAGAAGAAAGAUUACCUCAUGGUUGCUCAUGUCCCAGUAGGGCCUUUCUCCAAAUGCCAUGACUUCCCACAUGACGAUGCCAAAGCUCCACACGUCACUGGCUGAGGUAAACUUCCUGUAUGCGAUGGCUUCAGGCGCCGUCCAGCGGAUGGGGAUUUUACCUCCCUGAUAGAAAAGCAACAGUGAGUCAUUUAUGACCUCCAAGGUAAAUAAGGUCCCUUGUUAUGCAAAAUAUACUUGCAUCAAUGUGUCUCUCGAGUGUGUUUAUGAGCACCAAAUGUGAUUAUCAAUCAACCCGAACUUGUUUUGCGGUGUUUUUGAGCGAAGAGCCACCAAUUUUUAGCUAUUUUCAUAACUUUAAGCCACCUCUGACCCACCCCUGUAGCCUAGCCCGCCCUGUGUAUACUAAAAAGCAGGCUUUACUACACAUCUUAAAAUAAAGCCUAUGGGAGCUGUACGGAAAAACACAGCUCAUUAGCAUUAUUGGGACCUGUUGUGCAACUUAUUUGAAAUGGCUGAAAAUAUGAGACCUUUAAAUGGAAACUAAAUGACUUACUCUCGUUGUGUAGGUCCCCUCGGCAUCAUCCUCCAGGACACGCGACAGGCCAAAAUCAGACACCUUGCACUCCAGGUUGCCGUUGACCAGAACGUUCCUCGCUGCCAGGUCACGGUGCACAUAGUUCAUGUCUGAGAGGUAUUUCAUGCCGGCGGCGAUUCCACGCAGCAUUCCCCCAAGCUGGUAGGUGGGAAUCUCCCCAUCGCGAUCCUGUGGGUAUAAAGAAAGACUUUGUCGUUCUGUGUACCAAAUUUCACAGUUUUCACUGUGUCAGGUGAGUGUAUGUGUGCCGUUUCUACCUUAAGAUAGAUAUCCAGAGCUCCGUUUUCCAUGUACUCUGUCACAAUCAUGGCAUGCUUGACUGGAAAGUAAAAAAAUAAGUUUAGAGAAUGCUUCACCACUUUUUUUCCCCUCUUUCUGCUGUUUCCAAGACUCACAUUUGGUAACGACUCCCUCCAGGCGGAUGAUGUUGGGGUGCGAGAACUGUCCCAUGAUGCUGGCCUCACUCAGGAAGUCUUGCCUCUGCUUCUCUGAGUAGCCCUGCUUCAGGGUCUUGAUGGCCACGGCCACCUCCCCCCGCCCGGGUGUCUUCAUCACGCCUCUGAACACUUCGCCAAACUCGCCUGCUAGGAAGAAAACAAAGAAGAUGCUGACUUUCCCAGCCUUGACAAACAAGGAAUGGAAGGUAAGGGACCGGAAGACUCGCCUAC